Bufo bufo (common toad) is the source of this 1341-nucleotide messenger RNA. RefSeq names its product dynein axonemal light intermediate chain 1 (gene DNALI1). Gene Ontology annotation, cellular component: filopodium; axoneme. NCBI's taxonomy places the organism in Eukaryota, Metazoa, Chordata, Amphibia, Anura, Bufonidae. Bases 210 to 974 code for a protein of 254 amino acids. The record is from RefSeq and is a predicted model, not a curated record. Gene Ontology annotation, molecular function: dynein heavy chain binding. The transcript is spliced from 6 exons.
GUACUAAGCGGCUGUAUUUUAGCAAUUUUACACAGGAGGUGGACAACUAGUAACCGCCGCGUCUCUUGGAUACAAACAGAAGGGGGAGGGCCGUUAGCGCAUGCCCAGUGCGGCCCUUGUGAAAGGCGUCCUGUUGUCUAGGAGACGGCUGUACACAGGCAGUGUGCUAGCUCCAGUGUGCAGCAGUUUGGCGAUCGGCUCCAGUCACCAUGAUCCCCCCGGCAGAUUCCCUCCUCAAGUAUGACAACCCGGUGCUGAUCAGCAGGAACACGGAGAGGAGAUCACCCAAGUCCCGUGCUCUGAAAGCCAUUCCUCAGCAAACUAUUACAUCUUCUCCUGUACCACCACCUCCAAAGUCAAAAUCCCCUCCUCUAGAUGCUUCUAAGCCAGCAGAAGAAAUUUUAAAUGCCAUCCUACCACCCAGAGAAUGGAUGGAGAACAAUCAGUUGUGGAUCCAGCAGGUGUCAAGCACGCCCAGUACGCGGAUAGAUGUCGUCCAUUUACAGGAAGAGCUGGAUGUGAAAUUACAGCAAAGACAAGCUCGGGAGACUGGGAUCUGUCCUGUGCGCAGAGAGCUCUAUUCACAGUGCUUUGAUGAGCUUAUCAGACAGGUGACCAUCAACUGUGCCGAGCGGGGUGUCUUACUGCUGAGGGUGCGUGAUGAAAUACACAUGACCAUCUCUGCAUACCAGACGCUAUAUGAAAGCAGCGUGGCUUUUGGGAUGAGGAAGGCGUUACAGGCAGAACAAGGCAAAUCAGACAUAGAGAAAAGGAUUGCAGAAUUAGAGCAGGAGAAGAAAGAUCUUGAGAGGCAGGUUAAUGAACAGAAAGCCAAGUGCGAGGCCGUUGAGAAACGGGAGGCAGAGAGGCGGCAGGUAGAAGAGAAGAAGCAUGCUGAGGAAAUACAAUUCCUGAAACGGACCAACCAGCAGUUGAAGGCACAGCUCGAAGGAAUUAUUGCGCCCAAGAAGUAACAUCUGCUGACGAGAUGUGUCUGCAGUCUGGAUUCGAUGCUAGUGCUAAUGCCAAGAAACUAAUAUUUGUACCUCUGGGUCACAUUUCUAAUUAUAUUUGGCUUUUAUAUAAAUAUUAAAACGCCCCCUGACAAGAAGAAUGUUAGGACAUCGCUCAUCCUAUAAUGAAACACCUCAAUAUAUUCAAUAUCCAAGUUCUUUUGAUGGUAAAAUUGUUCUAACCUCUUUCCAAGUAUUGUAUAUUGUGGGUUCUCACAUGACAGCGUUCUGUUGGACAGAGUUUAAAACAGAUUUCUGGCAUGUAACGUGCGCCAGUCCGAUAUCCAAACUACUACAGUACAAUGUCCGUGAUGGCUGGAACAGACAA